AUGGAUGUCUCUCACUGCUGUACUUCCUGUCAGGCCCCCCUCCAACCUGAUGAUGGACACGAUUUGUGUCCAUCAUGUCUGGGCCUUGAGCACCUCAAGGAGGCCCUGGUGAACAGCCACUGUAUGGACUGCAGCUACAUGCCGAUGGCAGCUAAGCUGGCCAGGCUAGCGGAGGUGAAUCCGCUGCAGGACAACCUUCCCCCAUCAGGCCAGGCGCCCACAGUGAAACCUGGUCGCUCGAAGCGGGGCACUGACGCACCUGCCAGUGCAGGCGCCCCACCUGCUAAAAAGAAGCCUAGGGCUAGGCCCAAGACCAACCGCUCUCGACUGUCGUCUAGGGUGGAUCAGUUGUCUGCGGAGCUUGGUCGUAUGAGGGCUAUGCUCCUCGUCCAUCAACCUCUGGAGUGUCCUUCAGAGGAAGCUCGGGUGCCUACUCCUGAAAUGCCACACUUGACCCAGGAGUCCCAAGAGCCAGAGGAGGAUGCGCUGUCUUUAGCUGCAUCAGCCUCCCAUUUUCAUGAGUACGAGGAAGGGGAGGUCUAUGAGGGGGCCUCUCAGGCCUCAGAUCAAGGCUCCCACUCCUCAGCCCAGACUGAGCUGUCCGAGAGCGGGGAUAACUCGAUGCAGGCCAUCCUGAGAAUGGCCCUGGAGAAGUUAAGGGUGGCCUUACCAGACCAAGCAGGGCAGGCCCCAACAAGCAGAUUCUUCCGGCGGAAGCCAGCCUCCAAUGCAUUCUCUGUCCCUCAUGCAGAGGACUAUUUGAGGGAGCUACAGGUCUGCUGGGCAGACUCGAAGGCCUGCUCCCGUCUAACCAGCGACGGUCGUGCGCUGGCAGCGAUGCAUGGUUCGGCAGACGUUGGCUUGGACUGCAUGCCAUCAAUUGAGCCAGUCGUCGCAUCUCUGGUGGUUCCCCCAGAUGAGGCCUUGAGCCGGGACACCAGGUGCCCUCGCCCCCAGUGCAGGCUGACCGACGACCUGCUGAUUAGGGGCUAUAACACAGGAGCAAAAGCUGGGAGAAUUGGCAACUCCCUGUCGCACCUCCUGCUGGCACUUUCAUCAUCCCUGCAGGAGGACAAUGCAAUCGCAGAUGCUACCACCCUCUGUGACGCGUCACUGGAGGCGUUUGGCCUCAUGGCUCGGGAGUUAGGGAGGAUGAUGUCCAUCAUAAUCCAGGCCCGCCGCCAGGUUUGGCUGUCCCAGUCACGGCUGACGGACAAGGCGAGGAAGACCCUCCAGGGCCUCCCGGUGGUGCCAGGAACGGUCUUUGGUCCAGCUGCCCAGGAGGCACUUGACCAAACCAUCCAGGCUGGACAGACUAGACAGCAGCUGAUGAGCCUGCACCGCGCUCCUCCCCAUAGCAGGGGCAGGGCCAGGGGCAGAGUCCACUCAGCUGCCCCUGGAAGCAACCCCCCACCAGCCCACUUUAGAGACCCACGCUUUGCGCAGGGGCAAGCCCGUGGACGGGGCUUUGGUCGUGCGCAGUCUAGGCCAUUACAGCCCCCGGACCCCGUUGGACCCCCCAACAGGGCCCCUAGGGGCAGAGGGGCCAAACACUGA
Xyrichtys novacula (pearly razorfish) is the source of this 1557-nucleotide messenger RNA. NCBI's taxonomy places the organism in Eukaryota, Metazoa, Chordata, Actinopteri, Labriformes, Labridae. The record is from the annotation of a GenBank genome assembly.